UAUAGAUAGAUAAUAUUCUACGCGUCGUGUUAUGCUGUUGCGUAUAACUGUUUCAAUUAUUGCUCUAAUACGAUUUUUCAACCUUAUAUAACCCAAUUUGAAACAUCAACACAAGUAGGGAACUACAACAUCACUCACUUCGCCGCAUUUACCCCACUGCUACUAUACUGCCAUUUUCUCCCAACAAGGUUCAUUUUGGGGUAUGAUCUGUUUUGGUUUCAUUCUUACUUGUUGAGCUGGUGAGAGAUAAAAAGUUACAAUUUUUAUAGGAAAAUGGCGGGUUGUUCGAAUUUUGGGGUGGUGCGUGUUGUUAGUUCAGGGAAAGAAUCUGUUUUGAGGAAGAAUGUAAAUCAAUAUUCCAGUUUUAGGAGUUUGAUGUUCUUAAAUGAGGCUGCAUUUCCAUCCAUUUGUGUGAACAAGUGCGGUGGUGGUGGUGGUGGUGGUGGUGGAUUGUAUGUGUCUAUACGAAAGAAACAUACGUUUUUGACAAUGUGUAUGUUGCAGCCGCCGGCUGAAUCACAGCCUGCUGUAACUAGGAUCGAGUUGUCGGAUGAGGGUGGUGAUAGUAAUGUGGGAAAGGAACUCAAAAUUUCGGAUAGUGAGUUGGAUUCCAAGAGUGUUGGAAAUGGAAGUAAUGGAGUUGUGUUUGAUGGUAGUGGUGGUAAUGGGAGCUUUGGAAGUGGUGGAGCGGGAGGCGGUGGAGGUGGUGGUGGUGGUGAUGAUGAUGGUGACGAAAAAGAAGAGGCGGAGUUUGGGCCAAUGCUAAAAUAUGAUGAGGUAUUGAGAGAGACAGAGGCACGUGGCGUUACUCUUCCGUUUGAUAUGUUGGAGGCUGCUAAGAGUGUGGGAAUCCCAAAGUUGCUUCUUCUUAGAUAUUUGGAGUUAGAGGGAUCUUUUUGGCCUUUAGGAUUUGCGAUGAGAUCAUGCUCUAUCCUUCGCAAUCGAAUGCUGGCUGAUCCGGCAUUUCUUUUCAAAAUUGGCUCAGAGAUCGUAAUUGAUUCUUGCUGCGCUACUGUUGCUGAAUAUCAAAAGAGAGGCAAAGACUUUUGGAAUGAAUUCGAGUUGUAUGUUGCAGAUCUUCUUGUUGGGUUGGUUGUUAAUGUUGCUUUGGUAGGAAUGUUGGCACCUUAUGCUCGAAUCGGAAAACCAUCAAUAUCUAAGGGAUUCAUCGGAAGUAUGCAGAAAGCUUAUGCAGCUUUGCCGAGCAGUGUAUUUGAAGCUGAAAGGCCAGGAUGUAGAUUUUCUGUACAACAGAGACUCGGAACAUACUUCUUCAAGGGUAUAAUGUAUGGAGCUGUUGGAUUUGGAUGCGGUAUUAUAGGCCAAGGCAUUGCAAACGCGAUCAUGACUGCAAAGCGGAGCAUAAAGAAAUCAGAAGACGACGUACCUGUACCUCCUCUUUUGAAGAGUGCCGCACUUUGGGGUGUGUUCCUUGCGGUAUCUUCAAACACGCGAUACCAAAUCGUCAAUGGACUGGAGCGUUUGGUAGAAGCAUCGCCAAUGGCAAAGCAGGUUCCACCAGUUGCUAUGGCUUUCACAGUUGGCGUGCGUUUCGCCAACAAUGUUUAUGGUGGCAUGCAGUUUGUUGACUGGGCUAGGUGGAGUGGAGUACAAUAGCUGCUUUCAUGACCUUGUUUUGUAAUGUGUUGUAGUCUAGUAGAUGCAAUUUUCUAGCCAUAAAUUUGUUAAGGUUGAAGCUUAAAUUUCUACCUCAGGUUCAUGGACCUAUACUGGAUGACCCAUGGUUAUGGGUUCUACGGCUUCAGUUAGAAAAGUUUUAGGCAGUGAUUUGGAGGACGAGCAUUUGUUCAAUCCAUUUUAAUAAUCAACAUUGACGAUGAA
Molecule: messenger RNA, 1842 nt
Organism: Lathyrus oleraceus (garden pea)
Lineage: Eukaryota; Viridiplantae; Streptophyta; Magnoliopsida; Fabales; Fabaceae
Product: protein RETICULATA, chloroplastic
Exons: 8
Coding region: 274-1617 (447 amino acids)
Biological process (GO): plant organ development
Cellular component (GO): chloroplast inner membrane
Source: RefSeq, a predicted model, not a curated record